AAGAAAAAAAAAAUAUCCGAGAAAAAACUGUAAGUGCGACUUCGAGUAGGUUUCUGGUAAAAUCGAAAGUGCUACUUUUGAUCUAUAAAAGUUUAAUAACACUGGAUGGACUGAACCAUUUCAAAGUAGUUGGUCAAUGAGUGCUAGUCGAAUCGUUUGUUGUUAAUUCUAUUCCAAUAAAAAGUGAAACGAAAUUGGCGAACCAACAUAAUAUGAGAACAGUGUUGUUUUGUUGUUGAAUUUGGUGUGAUAUAAUAACAUUCGAAAGAAACAAACCAUAAGAAGUCAACGAACGGCCGGAGAAGACGCAACGGAUGAAAAUGUGGUUGUUUAAAAUUAUUUUGGUUGCACUAACAUUAAUCCUAAAUGUUUUUGCAAUUUCCGUACAAAUUAGUCAGCCUACCGCUGUUACAUCAAAAACAUCCGAUAUCGCUACACACUUCCAACCACCGCCAGAAACUCACAGCCAGCAUAAUGAAAGAACGGACAGUGAGCCCAAUUACUACGCGCUGAGACAACCAAAGAUCUUGUUACAAAUUCCGCAAGUCUUGCCGAAUGAUCAAGAAUAUGAUUUCUACUUUCCACAACCGGUAGAUGCUAAUGUUAAGUACGAUCCUAAACACUCAUAUCUUCAAGAGAUGCAACCACCUCCAGUAGAACAGGAACCAAAUUAUUAUGUAGAGAAACCAAAGAAGGGAACAAAGAAAUAUUCACCUGACAAGAAACAUGUGAACUACAAAAAUCCGGACAACACUGAAAAAGCUAAGAAAAGUUCAGUUACACUAGACAGCUUUCCGGUCAAAGAAUACUCGUAUGAAGACUACAUCAAUCUGGGAAGUUCCACAAACUAUGUGACUCGACGACCGGAAAGACUCACACCACUAUCAUCAAUGAAAGUAUUGAGACAAGAUGAUUUAAACACUGGCGAAUAUUUCCCAAAAGAAAAUCAGAAAAAUGUUCAAUCACGUGCGAGUGUCGCUGAAACGUCGCAGUAUCCAGAAAAAGAUGAAAGAGUCAACUUCCAAAUGCACGGAUUCAAUGGACCUAAUAGCUAUAAAUUUGGAUACGACACGGGGAGAAUCGACAAUUCAGAGUUGAACAAAGAGAUAAAGACGGAAACGUAGAAGGACAGUACGGAUUUUACGAUAAGCGAGGAAAAUUUAACAUUAUUAAGUAUACGUCGAAAUUGAAUGAAGGCUUUAAAGCAGAGAAAGCGCAAAUUGUUUAAGAAAAUAAAAUGAUUUUCCGUUGUUA
Messenger RNA from Bradysia coprophila, 1254 nucleotides. RefSeq lists its product as uncharacterized. NCBI's taxonomy places the organism in Eukaryota, Metazoa, Arthropoda, Insecta, Diptera, Sciaridae. The record is from RefSeq and is a predicted model, not a curated record.